Parnassius apollo (apollo) is the source of this 2517-nucleotide messenger RNA. The record is from the annotation of a GenBank genome assembly. NCBI's taxonomy places the organism in Eukaryota, Metazoa, Arthropoda, Insecta, Lepidoptera, Papilionidae.
AUGACUUCGUCACGACGCGACUAUCGAUUUGCAUCGAAUGAUAUUGUGGAAGCUUUGUGCGACGAUGAAGACUCGGAUGUGGAGUCAUGUGUGGAGGAGGAAAUUGAAGAAAAGGAGGAGGGUGUUGAAAAUAUGCCGAUGAAUGUCCCUAGACUCGAACCUGAACAAACCAGUAUUCCGGAACGUGCACGGAGGGCAGUUCGAGGUCAACGAAAUCAGCGGGGGCGGACCGCACUUUCAUCUACUCUAGAACGAUCGUCGCGUUCGACAACUAACCUAAAAGAAAUGGAUGAACCCAUCGGGUGGACGUAUACACCAAGAGAACAGCCUCUUGAAAACCCCGUUUUCAAACAGAAAGAAACUUUAGAUUCGUACUGGUCAACUAGAGAAAUUAUUCAUACACCCUAUGCUAGCAAAAUAAUGACAAGAGCUCGGUUUAGGGCUAUUUAUAGCUGUUUACAUCUAAACGAUAAUUCUAAGCACAUCGCACGGGGUCAACCAAACUACGACGCCUUCUUCAAGCUGCGACCAUACUUCGAUGAGCUCAGUAAAUUGUGUAAGGAGAGCUUCUACCCCGGGGAAGAAUUGACUAUUAACGAGGGAACUUGUGGUUUCAGAGGAGAAUCCAUUUCCGAGUUCAAUAAAGACAAGCCCGACAAGGACGGCAUGAAGAUCUACAUGUUGUGCGACACUGAGACUGGCUAUAUUUUGAGAAUGAUACCUUACGUUGGUGACUCAAAAACUGUCACUCAAAUAGUCACAGAACUCAACGAGUCUUACUUCGACAAAUGGCAUACUGUUUACAUGGACAGAUACUUCACCAGCCCUACUGUAGCCGAUUUGUUUUGGCUUAGAAACACACGCAUCGUUGGCACUGUGACGCACGAAAUGGCUUUCUUUCACUGCGGAAAUUUAACAGCCUUGGCUAGAGCAACGGUGAACGCGUACAUAAUUUAUAAUAAAUCAAGAACGCAGGCACGGAGACCGAAAUUUUCUCAGUUUCUAAACACCUGCGGCGACGCUCUCCUGGAGAAUGUACGGUCUGCUGGAGCUGAUAGUGCUGCUGGACCAUCUCAUGGUCCACAUCCCACUGCAAAGUCUACUAGGUCUCGUAAGAUGCGUGAUGGAGAUAUCGAAGGCCUUCUCAGGCGUUUAGAAAAGGGGAACAUCUCAGAUGACGAGGAAGACAUAGGGAACGAAAAUGAUAUUGAUUACUAUCUAAAUGUACAAGAUAUUUUGAACGAGUUGGAUAUUGAUAAUGAUAAUGAGGAAGUCGAUGAAGACACUCCACUUGUAUCUGAAGAAGAACCUACUGAAUCUGCUGAAUCUUCGACUGACCAACUACUCCAGUGCCUUCAUCUGCUCUAUCAGUACCGGCGUUAUCGGGCCCUUCAGCUUGAUAGCAGAGUCAUCUCGCUAAUUAGCACUUGGAUAUCUCCAGUAAUAAUUACGGAAGAGGACUACAUUUGUGAAGCGUGCUUUGAUGUAUCCAUGCAGUCUAUUAAUGCUCAAAUUCAUGGAAACAAUGAGUGUCAUCCAUCUGCUUGUUCAUCUCGCCUUGGUCAUACUCAAGUGUGCCCCGUUUGUGGUCGAUCAUUGCUCAAUCGUCAAAGUGACCAUAUUCAAAAAGAAAACCCAUCAAGCCUCACACUAAGAAUGAUCAACUUAAUUCGAGCUACUGUAGCACCUCGUCAGAUAUCACAAUAUGAUCGUGUAUGUCAUGCCUGUUGGUUGAGGUUUAAAAGACAAGCUCUUUUAACUCAACAACAGGAUGAAAGAAGAGGCUUAGAAGGUGAUGAGACUCCUCACGGUCAAGAAGAAGUGGAACAGCCUGUUGAUGCAGUUCAUGUUCCAGAAUUACAACCUCCCCCGUUUCUUGCAAGUACAGAUGAAAGGGAUUCGUCUGUAGAAUCAGUUGCAGCUCCAGAGGUUCAUUCGCUACAAUCUCAAACCCAACAAUCAAGCAAAGACCAAGAAGCCAAUGAGGAAGGAUUAGGUUACAGAGUUGUAAUGAAACUUGGAAGGAAUUUACCACGAAACACACAUUUGGUUUUUGACAAUUUUUUCUCCUCUUUGUCUCUCAUGGAAGCUCUUUAUCAUAGAGGUAUUUUGGCAACAGGAACAGUACGAAUGAAUCGAAAAGGCCUAUCUAAAGAUCUGUGUCCAACACGACCUAAUACACCUGAAGACCGAAGACAGGCCAAAGAAAAUAAAUUGGAUCUUGGAGAGUUUACAUACCGCUUCUGCCACCCUUGUACUGUUGUCAAAUGGCAAGACACUAAAGAAGUUUUCGUCGUAACAACUGCCGUUAACCCAACCAAAGUGGAAGUGAUCCAGAAAACACAAAAGAACGGGCAAAAGAAAGACAUGUUUUGUCCUACUGCGAUCGCAGAGUACAAACGGAGUAUGGGUGGUGUGGAUCAUCUUGAUCACUAUCGAAGUUCCUACUCAAUUGGCCGCAGAUCAAAAAGUCCUGGUUCCGGAUGUUUUGGUUCCUGUUUGAGAGUGCCAUUGUAA